Molecule: messenger RNA, 769 nt
Organism: Exophiala oligosperma
Lineage: Eukaryota; Fungi; Ascomycota; Eurotiomycetes; Chaetothyriales; Herpotrichiellaceae
Exons: 2
Coding region: 156-665 (169 amino acids)
Biological process (GO): protein dephosphorylation
Molecular function (GO): protein tyrosine phosphatase activity
Source: RefSeq, a predicted model, not a curated record
CUUGUAUGACAGACUCAGAUUACAACAACCGAGGCACUAUGUAUCGGGGUCUGUGCUAGCACCGAACUUCUGGCGUCGACGGAUUAUUCAUGUACAAGCACAUAUAAUCCAUCGUAUACGUUCAUCCCGGCUUCUUCUUACGAGUCAGGUACACAAUGACAGACAACUUGUGCGUUCUCUUCGUAUGCCUAGGCAAUAUCUGCCGAAGCACAAUGGCAGAAGGUGUCUUUCGAUCUCUUACAAGUUCCCACCCUCGUAUCGGCGAGAUCGACUCUGCUGGGACGGGAGCAUACCAUGUCGACGACCCUCCUGAUGACCGAACUAUCGAAACCCUUCGUCGACACGGUAUUACAGAUUACGACCACGGUGCACGUCAGGUUACUGUGCAAGACUUUUUCGACUACGACUAUAUCUUUGCCAUGGAUACGUACAACCUACGGGAUCUACAGAGACUCCAACGCAGAGCCGAGAGCAAGGGAAAGGCCGAUAAGAUUCGAGCAAAUGUCAUGAUGUUUGGGGAAUUUCAUGGUACUGGCAAAAAGGGUAAAGCUGAGGAAGUGGUCGAUCCUUAUUAUGGAGCCGAUAACGGCUUCGAAGUCGUGUAUGAACAAGUCACUAGAUUCACGAAGAACUUCUUGGAGCAAGUCGCGGAUAAGAAGGUAUGAGCAGCCAGGCUGGUUUACGAUGUUGUAAGAAAACCGGGAUGUGAAUCUGUGUUAGGUAACGCAACAGUCUUGCUCGCCGGGAUAGAUGACUAGGCAAUGAUAUC